GGAUAUUGGAUUACUUCAGGGUUAAGUGAAGGCGUUUACUUGACUGUCAAGGACACAUGUGGUUCAAAUGAGCAGAGUUUUGCGGUUGGAUGGGGAUCUACUAAGAAUAACUGUAAACGAGUUGUCAAGAGUUGCUGAACUAAAAGGAAUACAGUUUUCUAGAUUUACCGAACUUAAUCGUAUACUGAAGGGUUUCCGUACACAUGAAAUGACAGUUUUAUCAGGAAAUACCGGUGUUGGUAAAACAACUUUCAUGUGCGAAUACUCACUUGAUCUGGCUGAACAGGGAGUCCCGACACUUUGGGGUAGUUUUGAAAUGCCUCUUCGGAAAGUGUGUAAAACGCUAGUUCAACAGUUUGCGGGUGAACCACUCGAUCCUCCCAUACCCAGUAAAAUUGCUGACUGGGCACGUAUGUUUAGCGAAGAGGUUCCUAUAUAUUUUAUGAACUUGCAUGGGGCUCAAAGUUUGACGGAAGUAUUAAAGACAAUGGAGAUUGGUGUUAAAGAUUUUGGCGUAGCACACAUAGUUAUUGAUAAUAUACAAUUUUUACUUGGAGCUGGUGAUGGUGCUUUCAUUGAACGUUUUCAGCGUCAAGAUUACUAUGUACAAAAAUUACGAGCUUUUGCCACUGAAAAAGGUCCACACGUGACAAUUGUUGCUCAUCCUCGAAAAGAAGAAAUUGGUCAUCUACUUUCAAUUAAUAGUUUAUAUGGUGGCGGUAAAAUUUCUCAAGAAGCAGAUAAUAUUAUGUUUUUACAAGUGGAUACAUCUACAUCAAUUCCUAAGAAAUUUUUACAAGUAUCUAAAAAUCGUUACGAUGGAACUGUAGGUUGUAUGGAUUUGAAUUUUCGCAAAGAUCGUCUUUCUUUCCGUCCACAACCUCGUCAACUAGUGGUUCCAACAAAAGCAACAACAUUUCCAAGAGUGCUUAGUUAUAAUUGAAUAUUUUCGUCAUCUUUAGCAUUAUUUCUAAUCAUAGAUAAAUAUUGUUUUGUCAUAAAACACUUCCAUUUAUUUGUAUAUAUACACAUAUAUAUAUAAAUAUCAUAUACAUGUGCAUGCAUUUGCUUUAUUCAGUUUCAUUAUUGUACAUGAUCAAUUCUCUUGCCAGUAUAACUUAUUUCUAUUGAAAAACAGAUUUCUCUACAAACCACAUUAUCUUUUUUUCUAUCAGAUCUUAAUAAUUGUAUCAUGAAAAUUUACACUAUGAAAAUAAUUUUAAACAAAAUAGAAUAACUUGUGCUAUCAAGUUUAUUGCCUUUAAAUAGAUUUUCUGUAUGUUUGUUUUUCUUAUACAAUUUAUUUCUAAAUAAUUUAUUACUGAAGUAAAAACAAAAAUUUAAUCAGUGAUAAAUACCGCCAUUAUAUUAUUCAGAUUUUUUUUAUUUGUUGUUUCAUUUUUCAAUAAUUAUUGUUGAGUUAUUUAAUUAAUAUGUGUGUAUUUUGAAAUAUUAACACAUAUUUAAUUGCACCUGUAAACAUUUAGCCGUAUAUGUGACCAACAACAACAGCGGCGCAUUUUCAUUGGUCACAUAUGUUGUUAAUCAUUUGAAAUAAUACAAGACUGUUUUUAUUAUGAUAGUUAAUUUGUUUUGAUUUUACCCGGGGUUUUUUUUUUC
This is a messenger RNA of Schistosoma turkestanicum, 1620 nucleotides long. Lineage: Eukaryota; Metazoa; Platyhelminthes; Trematoda; Strigeidida; Schistosomatidae. The record is from the annotation of a GenBank genome assembly.